This is a messenger RNA of Didymodactylos carnosus, 402 nucleotides long. The record is from the annotation of a GenBank genome assembly. NCBI's taxonomy places the organism in Eukaryota, Metazoa, Rotifera, Eurotatoria, Philodinida, Philodinidae.
AUGAAUGCAACGACCUGCCUGCGGCAGCUUGUAGAAAAUUUUAGUAAACUGCGAUUAAACAACAGCCAAAAAUUAUUUUAUACAUCAGAAUUAUUAAGUCCGGAAGUUUAUCUCUGGCUUGCGCAAAAGAAGUCUAAGUUACUAGAUUUUUCCACAUUUUGUGAAGAAUUUUUGCUACAAUACGACACAACAUUAUCAAGAACAAGAAAUAAUUUGGGUGCUUCUAUUUCAACGGAACGGGCACCGAUGGGGACAGUUACUUAUUUAAAGGAAUGUUCACCAGAGAUAGGAAAAGCCUUUAUACAAGACAUUAUAAAGAGUCCAAAAGUGUUUCAUGCCGCGAACGAAAAUGUUGUCACCUGGCUAGAACAGGUAGAACAGCAAUUUGCAUUAACGGAAUAG